AUGACAAGCCAAGUCGACAAGUCACGACAAGGCAACGAAAUGACAAGCAAACUCACUAACACAACGACAAGCGGUGACAACUUAAGGACGAGAAACGACAGCUCAACGACAAGUAAACGGCAAGACAUCGAAAUGGCAAGACGUAGUGUGAACGAAAUGACAACCUUCAGGGGCACCACGCCCGAAGCUGCACUCAGCCCUCAGGGGCACCACGCCCACAGCCCCACUCAGCCCUCAGGGGCACCACGCCCACAGCCCCACUCAGCCCUCAGGGGCACCACGCCCACAGCCCCACUCAGCCCUCAGGGGCACCACGCCCACAGCCCCACUCAGCCCUCAGGGGCACCACGCCCACAGCCCCACUCAGCCCUCAGGGGCACCACGCCCACAGCCCCUCUCUGCCCUCAGGGGCACCACGCCCACAGCCCCACUCUGCCCUCAGGGGCACCACGCCCACAGCCCCACUCUGCCCUCAGGGGCACCACGCCCACAGCCCCACUCUGCCCUCAGGGGCACCACGCCCACAGCCCCACUCUGCCCUCAGGGGCACCACGCCCACAGCUCCAAUCAGCCCUCAGGGGCACCACGCCAACAGCUCCAAUCAGCCCUCAGGGGCACCACGCCAACAGCCCCACUCUGCCCUCAGGGGCACCACGCCAACAGCCCCACUCUGCCCUCAGGGGCACCACGCCCACAGCCCCACUCUGCCCUCAGGGGCACCACGCCCACAGCCCCACUCUGCCCUCAGGGGCACCACGCCCACAGCCCCACUCUGCCCUCAGGGGCACCACGCCCACAGCCCCACUCUGCCCUCAGGGGCACCACGCCCACAGCCCCACUCUGCCCUCAGGGGCACCACGCCCACAGCCCCACUCUGCCCUCAGGGGCACCACGCCCACAGCUCCAAUCAGCCCUCAGGGGCACCACGCCAACAGCUCCAAUCAGCCCUCAGGGGCACCACGCCAACAGCCCCACUCUGCCCUCAGGGGCACCACGCCCACAGCCCCACUCUGCCCUCAGGGGCACCACGCCCACGGCCCCACUCUGCCCUCAGGGGCACCAUGUCCACGGCCCCCCCCCCCUGAGCAUGAGGCUGGACGCCCUCGGGCGCCACACCUGCAGGAGGUUGUUUACCUUCAGGCCGCAGCUGGAGGUGUCGCGCUCCGCUGA
Procambarus clarkii (red swamp crayfish) is the source of this 1170-nucleotide messenger RNA. NCBI's taxonomy places the organism in Eukaryota, Metazoa, Arthropoda, Malacostraca, Decapoda, Cambaridae. The record is from RefSeq and is a predicted model, not a curated record.